AUGCCACUGCCAAUUUAUAAACAACCAAAUGAGGGUGAGGAGGAGAUGAAGAAGGGCUGGGUGCGUCACGAGAAACUGUGCGCACAACUCGAGGCAUGUUCGUUGGACCUGAAACAGAACGAGGCGCAAAUGUCGAUUCUGACGGCGACCGGUGCGGAAUUGAAGGAGAAGCAUAAGAAGAUUCGCGGACUUUUGGAUGAAGCUAAAGCUAAUGAGGAGCUUGAAAAGUUAUCAAAGGAAAUCGAGAACGUGGAGACGCAGACUCGAAUCUGGCUCAAUGAGCUGCACGAUGUGCAUGACAAACGAGUGGAUAUUGAUUGCCAAAUGAUUCGUCUGGGCUCGGAGGUCAAGAAGAACGAGACCUACGUUCAGUUAGCAUGCAUUGAUAUCGAGAGAAUGGAGAUUCGUCAUGAAAUAAGAUGGAAGAAAUUCCUGCAAAACAGCCCGUGCAAGUAA
Molecule: messenger RNA, 456 nt
Organism: Caenorhabditis briggsae
Lineage: Eukaryota; Metazoa; Nematoda; Chromadorea; Rhabditida; Rhabditidae
Exons: 5
Coding region: 1-456 (151 amino acids)
Source: RefSeq, a predicted model, not a curated record